Messenger RNA from Fusarium musae, 1614 nucleotides. RefSeq lists its product as uncharacterized. The coding region runs from base 1 to 1614 and encodes 537 amino acids. NCBI's taxonomy places the organism in Eukaryota, Fungi, Ascomycota, Sordariomycetes, Hypocreales, Nectriaceae. The transcript is spliced from 2 exons. The record is from RefSeq and is a predicted model, not a curated record.
AUGCCACCUGCAAGCUCUGGUGGUACCACUACUGUCAUUACUACUGCCACAGGCCCUCCCCUGGUGACUACAAUCACCACAACAGGAACGGAAACAGGCCUUACUACCCUGACAGCUACACCAGGUGGCACCACCACGGUUGUGACCUCUGUGACCAGAUCACCCAUGGUCACUACAAUCACGACUACUGGGACGGCGACUGGUUUAACUACUUUGCCUGCAACUAGCGGUGGCACGACUACUGUUAUUACGACUGCCACGGGCCCUGCACUUAUUACGACGAUCACAAGUACAGGAACAGAAACUGCAUCGACUACUGGUAAAACGACUUUGCCUGCAACCAGCGGUGGCACAACGACCGUUGUAACCUUUGUGACGCCGCCUGCUUCUGGAGGUCUAACUACGCAGACAUCUACUGCAUCAACAACUUGCCUGACUACCCUACCUGCCACCUCAGGAGGCACAACUACUGUCGUGACCUAUGUGACUGAACCCCCUAUGGUCACUACGGUCACAAGCACGGGGACUGCGACUGGUCUGACUACUCUGCCUGCUACAUUAGGAGGCACUACUACAAUUAUAACCUUCGUAACGCCGCCUGCUUCUGGAGGACUGACUACCCUUACAUCUACUGCAUCGACCACUGGUCUGACUACCCUGCCUGCUACAUCAGGAGGCACCACUACGAUUGUGACCUUCGUGUCGCCGUCCCCUUCAGCCGGAGGCUUGACUACCCUCACGUCUACUGCAUCUACAACUGGUCUGACUACCCUGCCAGCUACAUCAGGAGGUACAACAACAGUUGUGACCUUCGUGACACCUGUGACUGGAGCUCUUAUUACUCAGACCUCAACUGCAUCUACAACUGGCCUGACGACCCUGCCUGCAACCUCUGGAGGCACCACGACUGUAGUCACCUUUAUUACUCCUCCUGGUGGCCUGACUACCAAGACAUCAACUGCAUCCACAACUGGUCUGACAACCCUCCCUGCUACUGUAGGAGGCACUACAACUAUAGUUACGUUUAUUACCCCUCCUAUUACUGUAACUACUGUAACUCAAACUGGUACUGCUACUGGUCUGACUACCCUCCCUGCCCCUAGCGGCGGUACAGUAACCAUUGUUACGACUGUAACUCCAUCGGCCUGCCCUACAUUUUCAUGUUCCGUAGGAAUGAGCUGGGAAUACUAUCCGUCCGACGAGGGCUCAGACUGGUCACUUGGUUAUGUUCCCACCAACAAUGACCCCAGUGCUAAUGGUCCAUUCUCGAAUGGAAGUCCGCAAUUGACCAUUCAAGGUCGGGUCCCAACCAAAUCUGGUAUCACUCCUGUUAUUGGAUUCCCUUUCCAGUCAAGUAAUCCUACCAUUUAUGGAGUCAACCUAGGACAAGCAGAUUUCCAAUACGACGUUGUCAGCCACUUCGGUUAUUUUAACCCUACAGUCACCGGCGGCUAUAAAAUCGCGGUAUCUGCUGCUAAUGACUUGGUGCAACUAUGGGUUGGACAGAAUGCAGUCUCUGGAUACAAUGCAUCCAACGCCGAUAUCAAGGCUAGUUCUUUACUCACUACUGGCCAGGUUGUGGUGUCAAGUACCCAGCCUGUUACUAACAACUAA